AUGGAUGAAAUGGACUUUGAGCGCCGCCGGGAGCUGAGAAGGCAGAAGCGGGAGGAGAUGCGCCUGGAAGCUGAACGGAUGUCUAAGAACGACGAUGACGAGGAGGAGGCGGCUCGUGAGAGGAGGCGCCGGGCUCGCCAGGAGAGAAUGAGGGCCAGGGAGCUUGAAGAAGCCGCCGCGCAGCCCGAAUGUCCGGUGGUCACCAACUGUUACAGCGUCACAGAAAGCGUCUCGCUAAGCAGCUCUUACGGCGGCAACUGCGAGGACGAAGACCAAGCACUUCUGGAGCGCAUGGCCAAGCGUGAGGAACGUAGGCAGCGUCGCCUGAAGGAGGCGCUGGAACGACAGAAGCAGUCGGAUGAGACGGAAGGCCAGGAUGUGAGCAGCGUGGAAAAGAGCAAGCCGGUGCAGGAGUACGGAGAAGAAGAGCAGAGGCCUCAGUACUCCUCCUGGCGUCGGGAGAAGAUGUAUAGCCUGGAAAGAGAAGAGAAGGAAGAGGAAGAGGUCAGACAGGAAGAGGAACCUGCUCCCGUGGUGGAGAAAGUGGAGGAGGAGAAGCCAAGGAGGUCUUACUUCAUAGAAGAGAUGAAUGAGCAAAGCUUUAGCAGGAACGAGAGGAAGCAAAACGGAAGCCUGUACGAUGAUGAGCAGCAGGGAGAGGAACAAGAGCAAGAAGAAGCUACCACCAUGCUGCACAGGAAAUAUGAGAGAAUGUCAAGUCGAAGCAACGCGCGCUCCCCCGAGGCGUCGUUCGGCGACGAGCGGGACGAGGACACCGCCGUCCGCCUGGAGGCCGACCUCAAGCUGGAGGAGCUGAAGCGCCGACGCGACAACGCCGAAAGCGAGGAGUUCGAGCGCAUGCGGCAGAAGCAGCAGGAGGCCGAGGCGCAGCUGGAGGAGCUGAAAAGGAAGAGGGAGGAGAGGAAGAAGGUGCUGGAGGAGGAGGAGAGGCAGAGGAAGCAAGAGGAGGUCGAGAGGAGAGCCAGAGAGGAGGAGGAGAAGAGAAAGAUGAAAGAGGAGAUUGAGAGGAGGAGGGCCGAGGCGGCCGAGAGGCGGCAGAAAGUCGAGGAGCCCGUGGACGACGAAGGCAAGCCCUUCAAAUGCGUCAGCCCUCGCGGCUCCCCCCUCAAGAUUGGCGAGCGGGCCGAGUUUCUCAACAAGUCGGCACAGAAAAGCACAGCAAAGGCGUCCCCAUCCCAUGUGGUGUCCAAGAUUGACAACAGACUGGAGCAGUACACCUCUGCAGCUCAGCGAGAGACCAAGGACUUGCGAUGCCCUCGCUCGGCGGCCGUGGACAUCCCGGCGGCGACCGACAGCAUACGAAACAUCAAGAGCAUGUGGGAGAAAGGCAGUGUCUUCAGCGCGCCGGGAAACAGCGGCAGCAGCGCUUUCAAGGAAGCAACUGUGAUAAACCCAGGCGUGGCGGGCCGCAUCAACGACUGGCUGAAUAAAACCCCUGAGAGCGCCAAGUCGUCGGGAGGAAGGCCAUCGGACCUGAAACCUGUGGAUGUAACCAACAAGAGGAGUUUAUGGGAAAACAAAGGCUCUUCUGCAGCGAAGGUGGCGGGAAGAAGCGAGACCAAAUCAUUCACGAACGGUGAGUACCAUUCUAAACAAAGAUAG
Molecule: messenger RNA, 1623 nt
Organism: Nerophis lumbriciformis (worm pipefish)
Lineage: Eukaryota; Metazoa; Chordata; Actinopteri; Syngnathiformes; Syngnathidae
Source: RefSeq, a predicted model, not a curated record